Molecule: messenger RNA, 375 nt
Organism: Penicillium vulpinum
Lineage: Eukaryota; Fungi; Ascomycota; Eurotiomycetes; Eurotiales; Aspergillaceae
Exons: 1
Coding region: 1-375 (124 amino acids)
Source: RefSeq, a predicted model, not a curated record
AUGUUUCCUCACCCACUGCUCCAUCCCCCCGUUAAACCCUGCUGCGUCCUUGUUAUCGCUGAUGGUCUGGUCCGCGUCAAUUUUCCUAUAACCCGGUACUGUCGUCCUCUCUAUGGGAUCCAUUUACGCGGCAGUGUACCCCUUCGUCGCCAACUCCUUGUUGAAAUUGGUAGCGAUCUUCUCUGCUUGAUCGUAGCGUCGGGCGUCGGCAUGGGCCUUGAGGCUAACAUUCUAUCGACGCGGUAUUUAUCCAGACGCUUCCCUCGUCUUGAGCCCAAUCCACUUGUUGUCCGCAUGGCCGAGCACGACGAGCCCGGCGCCGAUACCAGCACAGUAUAUUGCUGCUGCUCUUUGCUCGUCUGCACCGGGGCCUAG